GGCGCGAACGUGACGCUGCGAAAAUCUACCUAACCUCCUAUGCCUGGGUUUUUAUAACAACUCCUACGAUCAUCGUUUCUCUUAAACAGUCUCGUUGGGCGGUUUUGGUCGGGACGGACGUCUUUCGUUCCGUUCCGAUCAAAGUAUUGCAUCAUUUUUUUGAAAAGGGUGACGAAACCCGCCGGGCGUUCUGCCCGUGCAUUGCUCGAACAUUAAACCGUUGUGCGUUUUGGAAGCACCUCAUUUAUUUUUGUCUUUUUAACUCUCGUUGACACACCUAUGGGCUUGACUUGAGUUCCGGGUGUGAACACAGGCUGUAUAGAUCCUCGUGGAAGCUGAUGCCCAAUUAAGAAGAUCGUUUCUCUUAAGAUAAAAAUUGUUCUAACCUAGAAUUUAUUGGACAUACGCAUUGGAUAUACUCCUACUCUUGCUUAUUUAACUUGCCAACGUAUCGCAACAUGGAUGUAAGCACGCUGCAGAAUUGGCUGAACAGACUGCCCGACGACUGGAGUUCGCCGCAGAGCCCCGACGAGCUUGUCAUACAAAAGAGAGGUCGGCGCAAGUCUAUAGUUUGGUCGCCCGACCUCGACACCUACAAGCGACGCAGCUUGCUCAGUUUGAGUUCCAGAGACCGCACGCCAGUCAAAAGUCCAUCGACGUCGAAUGCGGUAUUGAGGGACGCCGCUAAAAAGAGGCUCUCCCUCAUCGAUACUCGCCAAUCCAAUUUCACCACACCGGAAAGCAAGAAGACAUCGUUACCCUCGCGGAUGUCGUUAAACGUCGCGACCGCGCCGAGGGAGCGGUCCAACGAUAGCCUGGCGAAUGGUUUGCGUGGUCUCAGUCACGAGCAACUCGUACAGCUGAUUGUGGAUCUGGUGUACGCGCAGGACGACGGUGCGUUGCGCGAGAACGAGAAGCUCCGCAGUGUCCUCUCCAGGAAGAUGCCGGCCGCGGAUAUUCAGCCGCUGUUAGAGAAAUUGAUUGUCCUGCGACAAAACAUUUACGCCAGUCUCGUAUUCGUUUCCAAUUUGACCGACGACUCCACGUACAGUCGAGCUUACAUACAUUUGGAUGCGUUCCAGAAAACUCUGAUCGACCAAGGAAGAGUACUGCAAGAAUCUCAGCACUGGAUUUCACUAAUGCGCUACGCGCUAGAAGCAUGGAAAAUCACCAGGGAAUUACCGGAAUGGGAGAAUCAGGGUUCUCACAAUGUUACACGGAAAUGCUUUAAGUGUCUAUCGCAGUUUUGUACUGAAGCUAUGAGAAGAGGGAAUUUUGAUACAUCAGCUUUAAAAAUUUUCAUUGAAAGUCUCAAAGCUAUAGCCGCAGAAUGCGAAGACUUUCAAAUCUGUCUACAGAUAGCGAAGGAAGAAAAGCAUGAGAUUUAGGCCUUCUUUCUACAAGGUAUCACAUGCAUGAUAAUUUUAUUUAAAUAUUUUCUACGUAGGCGCGUGAUAGCUGAACUACAAUAUUGACAUGUAUUCGUAUACAGGACGAUAUAUAAGGUAAUUAACCAGUGAAUCAAUAAUAACCAGUGGAGUUGCAGUGAUUUUAAAAAUGAGAAAUGGGAAGGAAUUUUCUUUUUGUUUUUAUAUAACAUUGAAUAUCUUGUUUUAAUUAUCCUGUAUAUGCAUAUAUCGACGUAAACAUAUAUAUGUUUUAUAUUUAUUAUAUAUAUUCGUUCAUUCAACGACUGCGCUUACGUAUACAGACACGUGGAUGAUAUACAUAUGAAGUAUAUGAUAUAUAUUAUUCACUUCUCGACGUUAGCUAAUACAAAACAAAUUAUACAUGUCUCGGUACUCUCUUUAAACCAGUUUUAUUUUAAGCUACAAAUAAUUUAUAUUAAUUUAUAGAAAAAUUUUUUUUUUCAACUUGUCGAUAAUUAUUACAAUUUGAAAGUACAGAAAAUACGUACAAAUUAUAUUUUUUAAUGGAAACAUAUUUAUUGAGAAUAUAUAGUAAAGAAAGAGAAGCGAGAGAUUGCUGCUAAAGAAUUAGUAGAUGCUCCAUAGAAAACAGAUCAAUAUUGUUGUCAAUAUUUCCAUUCAAGGGAAUAGUUUUGUUAAUUGUUAUAUUUGUUAAAGUGUAAAUAAACUUAUUUGGAAUUAUAUUUUGUCCGGAUAAACUUGCAUAAAAAUGGCAUCACACAUAACUUUGUUGUAAAAUUGUGCUUAUGCGGAUUUUUGCAUAUAUUUUUAACUUUCUUUUAUAUAAACUAAAUUUCUUUCAUAUAAAGUAAGUUCUCUGAAACAAAACUGUUGUAAUCUAGUGUACAUAGAAUCAAAGGCAUGUUUUUAUGUUAAGCAGCCGAGCACUUUUACAUAUUUGUAUUGUACAGCAAUCUUUCUCUAUUUAACAUAACUUAAUAUAUUUAAGGUAUCCGAAAUCAUUGUAUCGCCGAAUAAUAUUUUUAUAUAUUGUGAGAAUAUUUUUUUACACGACCAAUGUAAUUGUCGUUACUGUGUAUUUAUAGUAUAUUAACGUAUUUAUUGUAAUUCGCUUGGACAGGAAAUGGACUAAUGCGAAAAUUUUUUUAUUAAAAACAAUUUAUUCGUCAUAA
This is a messenger RNA of Wasmannia auropunctata (little fire ant), 2563 nucleotides long. RefSeq lists its product as uncharacterized. The record is from RefSeq and is a predicted model, not a curated record. NCBI's taxonomy places the organism in Eukaryota, Metazoa, Arthropoda, Insecta, Hymenoptera, Formicidae. The coding region runs from base 459 to 1388 and encodes 309 amino acids. Gene Ontology annotation, cellular component: nucleus. Gene Ontology annotation, biological process: proteasome localization; nuclear protein quality control by the ubiquitin-proteasome system. The transcript is spliced from 5 exons.